CUCGCAUUAGGCGUAUUUCUGCUUGCGGCUAGCUGUCCCAACCUUCCCCAAUAACUAUGGUCUACUUCGACCCCAUCGGCGUCGACUGGCCUCUGCCCGUCCAGAAAGAGCACAUAAUCCUUCAGCUUUCCCCGGUAGCGAUGGCGAAGCACUUCAGCAGUCCUCAGCUGGACUCAGACUUUUCCGCAAUCUCGACAAGAAAAUACCAAGCGAUAUUCUCUCAUUUCCUCGAAGAACCAAGCGUCGAAAAGCCCUGGCACCUGUGCGAACUAUACAUCCUCCAUGAAAUCAGCCCAUCGAAAGUAUCACAAGAAGAAUACAACAAAAAACAUCGCCCCGCAGGGAACGGAGCUGUGCCGAGUAUUGCGGAUAAGGAGCUUGCUGAGGCCAUCAAAACCACCUUCCCACCCAGUUCUCUCAAGCCGACGUACCUGCUGCAGAGCGUUCACGCCCGCAUACGCACACGUCUCUGCGAACUUCCUCGAGCCGCACCAAAUCUCUUUAUGCAAGACAGCGAACAGUGGAGACAGCUAUAUCGCACGCUUUCGAGGGCUAGCGAGUACAGACCUGAUCACGCUUUCGCAUUCGAAUGCCGAAGGUGCUUUGUCAAGAGGACGGUAGACCCAGCGACGCAGCCGGUGAAAUCGUCAGAGGAGCAGCCAGCGCCAUGGCGCAAGGAAGAGCAGUCAGGCGUGUAUCUGCUGCCGCACUUCGAGUACUCUUUCGAUCUUGAUCAGCCAGUGUCGCUUGGCAGGUUCUGGGAGGAGGAACACGCAGAGAUUGUGUCACUGCUGAGGACCGUUGUGCCCAGCAUUCCAGAGCGAGGUAGGAUCCCGAUCACGUGGGCGUGUGUUCCGGAUGACGAAAGGGAAGAACGCGUACACUUCGUCGAGCAUCCCAGGAGCGAAAGCCCGAUGACAGAGCUCCGCAACCGGAUGUACAGGAGGCAGCCCGACAGCUUUGACCCGGAGCCUCGACCUUCCAUGCUAAGGCGGUUGAGCUCGAACUUCUCCCGUCUACUCGCCACCCGCGUGCCGAAACCCGCUCCGCCAGAGGUCGCCCCUUCAGCGACAGAGUACGUGGACAAAGUGGAUAAACCCUCGGACUCAAUUUAUGUUGAGGCUCCUGCGACCCCGCGAGAGAAGGGAGUCAAAGUCAUCGUUCCAGCGAGCAAGUCGGAACAGCGUCCUGAGAGUCGCAGCUCCCAGUCUCUGAUUUCUGGGCGGCAUAAACAGCUGCCUGAGUUCAUCGAUAGGCCUUUUAUCCCUUUCGCAGACUCAUACAAGGUUGAGAAGAAGGAGGAGAAGAGGGAAGGGACACGGGAGCAUUAUGAUCGUUAGGGUCUAUCUCGUUUCUUCGCGGCGACCCGACGAGCAGAUUCGCACGACUCUAUUGGUUGCAGACGUUCAGUCGUACGACCGCCUCAUUUUCACUGGGUAGCACAUAGUGACAUUCAAAUCCAGUCACCUUUGGACAUUUCGUAUCGUGGUUGAUAAUAAUGCUAAUACUUGUCCGGCUUGCGAUU
Molecule: messenger RNA, 1525 nt
Organism: Phanerochaete carnosa HHB-10118-sp
Lineage: Eukaryota; Fungi; Basidiomycota; Agaricomycetes; Polyporales; Phanerochaetaceae
Exons: 4
Coding region: 57-1340 (427 amino acids)
Source: RefSeq, a predicted model, not a curated record